UUCUCUAACUUCCAUCUCUCUCGUCCUACAAAGAUAUUUUGUUCUUCAUUCUCUGAUAUUUAUCAGCUGAAUAUCUUUUAAUUUCCGAUGAUGUGAAACUGAAUUGAGAGAGAAAGAGAGAGAGAGAGAAAUAGAGAUCGUUGAAGACGGCGCAGGGGUGAUCGGAGACGGAGGAGCGAUUUUCGAAUAUGGCGUGCGAAGGUGGAGGAGGAUCCAACGUCAGAUCUAGCUACUACAACGUUCUCGGAAUUCGCAAAGACGCCUCCGUUUCCGACAUCCGUACUGCUUACCGUAAGCUCGCCAUGAAAUGGCAUCCGGAUAGAUACGCAAGGAAUCCUGGUGUCGCCGGAGAAGCUAAACGACGGUUUCAGCAAAUCCAAGAGGCCUAUGCUGUUUUACACGACGUGAAUAAGCGCUCAAUGUACGACGCUGGGUUAUAUGAUCCACAUGAUGAUGACGAUGAAGACUUCCGUGAUUUCAUGCAAGAGAUGAUCUCAAUGAUGAACAAUGUCAAAGACGAGGGAGACAGCUUAGAGGACUUGCAACGGAUGUUUACGGAUAUGGUUGGUGGAGAUGGUGUAAGCUUUGACUGUAACAGCAAUCCAAGGGGUAGCAAAAGAUCACGUGUCAACAUCUCAAGGAAUAGUGUUGCGAUGCGUUAAUAAUACGUUGUUUCUCAUUUGUUUUCGUGUCGUCUUGUGUUGUGCUGUGUUGUAUCAAGCUUAAGCCUCGAAUUGAAAUUCUAUUUUCUAUUCCCAAGGAAGGCUAUAAAAUAAUUUUUU
Molecule: messenger RNA, 782 nt
Organism: Eutrema salsugineum
Lineage: Eukaryota; Viridiplantae; Streptophyta; Magnoliopsida; Brassicales; Brassicaceae
Product: dnaJ homolog subfamily B member 3
Exons: 5
Coding region: 189-662 (157 amino acids)
Source: RefSeq, a predicted model, not a curated record